UUGCCACCACUGAAGAGCUUGAUGGCGGGAUCUUGCGAGAUCAGCAACAUCUUCUCCAACUACAUCAGCGCCAUGUACCAGGCAGAUGAGGGGCAGCCAAGCCUGGAUGUGCUAGGACAGCAUGGGAAUGACAGCACUCUGGGGUUGAGUGUCCCCACCAGCCAGCCUUCGGCAGAGAGCGCAGAAAAGCCGGAGUGGUUCAGUGAGCUCCCGUACUUCUGGACCAAGGUGCAAGUGCUAGAGUGGAUCAGCUACCACGUGGAGAAGAACAAGUACGACGCGAGCUCCAUCGACUUCUCCUGCUGCAACAUGGAUGGGCACACGCUGUGCCACUGCACAAGGGACCAGAUGCGCCUCAUCUUUGGGCCCCUGGGGGAUGAACUCUAUGACCGCCUGCAUGAGAUUACCUCUGACGAGCUUAACUGGAUCAUUGACUUGCUGGAAAAAGAGGAUGCGACUUCCCAAGAGACAUUCCUGGAUACCACCCACCUGGAGCUGGGAAAUCCCGGUGCCAAGGACUCCCUGGAGGACAUGAAGUUCCCAAGCCCUUUCCUCUCCACAGACUUCACCUGCUUGCCUGGUGCCAUGUCUCCAGACAGCUCGGAUACCUCAGGGCCUAUGAUGUCUCACAGCCCCAAUUCCCAGGACUCCGGUGGAAGUGACCUUGACCUUGACUUCGACUCUGCAGAAGCAAAGCUCUUUCCUGAUGACAGCUUUGCAGGUGGCAAGAAAGGAGACACCAAACAUGGUAAGCGGAAACGAGGACGACCCAGAAAACUCAGCAAAGAAAGCAGAGACUGUCUGGAGAGCCGGAAAAGCAAGCACUCCCCAAGAGGUACCCAUCUGUGGGAGUUUAUCCGGGACAUUCUGAUCCACCCUGAGCUGAACGAAGGGCUGAUGAAGUGGGAGGACCGUCGGGAAGGUGUCUUCAAGUUUCUGCGCUCAGAGGCAGUGGCUCAGCUCUGGGGCCAGAAGAAGAAGAAUAGCAGCAUGACCUACGAGAAGCUGAGCCGAGCCAUGCGGUAUUACUACAAACGGGAGAUCUUGGAAAGAGUUGAUGGGCGACGGCUGGUCUACAAAUUCGGGAAGAACUCCAGUGGCUGGAAAGAGGAGGAGGUAUUGAACAGGAACAAAGAACUGUAAAGAUCCUGGAUGAAAGGUCCUGGCAAACCCCCCAGGACCUGCCUUGAACCUGGCUCCUUGCCAUGAAACUUUGCCUACGGUUGGAUCUGGAAGCUGCUGCCCUACGCAGCGUGUGAGACUCCAGCCCCCUUGUGUGGGCACAGAUGUGCACGCUGGUGACUGCCAGCACUGAGAUAUUUAAAGCUAAUAUUUUGGCUCYAGUAGGUUAUUGUAAACCAUUAUUUCCCUCGUUGGAUUUAUAUCACCAUCUAGAGUUUCUGUGACUUUGGCUGUGUCAAAGCCUGGAUAAAGACAAAGGGGAAAAGAAAUCUGGGU
Nothoprocta perdicaria is the source of this 1458-nucleotide messenger RNA. It is a transcript of the gene ELF3, whose product is annotated as E74 like ETS transcription factor 3. Gene Ontology annotation, biological process: cell differentiation; regulation of transcription by RNA polymerase II. The transcript has 9 exons. Bases 22 to 1143 code for a protein of 373 amino acids. Gene Ontology annotation, molecular function: DNA-binding transcription factor activity, RNA polymerase II-specific; sequence-specific DNA binding. The record is from RefSeq and is a predicted model, not a curated record. Lineage: Eukaryota; Metazoa; Chordata; Aves; Tinamiformes; Tinamidae. Gene Ontology annotation, cellular component: nucleus.